CUGUUCCUAAUUUUGCAAGUGACCGGUGUUUAGGAAAUUAUAGUAAAAUGUUCACCUAUUUUUCUUGGAUAAAUAAUCUCUAUGUGUGCCUAUUUAUUAUUUGUUCGUUUGUGAUCUGUGCUCAAUCGGACGUUCCAAGACCUCGCGGUGUUCCUUUAUCCAAAGCACCGUUGUACGCUGCAAAUAAAGAUUUUACCUGUUUCGAUGGAACUUUAACUAUUCCAUUCGCUUUCGUAAAUGAUGACUACUGCGACUGUUUUGAUGGCAGUGAUGAGCCGGGAACGGCGGCGUGUUUGAACGGAGUUUUCUACUGUACUAACGCCGGUCACCGACCGCAGAAUAUUCCAAGCUCUCGCGUCAAUGACGGAGUUUGCGACUGCUGUGAUGGGACAGAUGAAUACGCCACGCAAGAGGGCUGCCCCAACAUCUGCGAGGAGCUCGGCAAAGAAGCUAGGUACGAAGCACAGCGGAUCGCAGAGUUGCACAAAGCUGGCAACAGUUAUAGGCUAGAACUGAUCGAAAAAGGAAAUAAAAAACGAAGCGAGAUGGGAGAACAACUCGCUCAGUUAGAAAAAGAUAAAGCAGAGGCUGAGAAAAUUAAAUUAGAGAAAGAAACCCUCAAAAAUGAAUUGGAGGCUAAGGAAAAUGAUGUUCUCAAAGUUUACAGGGAGGCAGAAGAAUUGGAAAGACAGAAAAAGGCCGAAGAAGAGAAAGAACAGAUGAUUAAGGAAGCAACUGAGUUCUUUAACAAAUAUGAUAAAGAUAAUGAUGGUAUCCUGACUAAGGAAGAAAUGAUGGAAAUAUCACUCUUUGAUAGGGGUAAUGAUGGGGAGGUAGAUGAGGAUGAUUUUAAGUACUUCAUUAAUGAUAAUGAUACUGUUGAUAAGGAAACUUUUGUUUCUACUACUUGGUCUAUGGUGAAACCACUACAAAUGAUGCAGCAAAACACAUUCAAAGCUCCAGCUGAUGAUGAUGAUGAACAUGAGCCAGAACCUGAUGACGAACCAUAUGAUAUUAGCAAAGAAGUGGCCAAUGAGGACACUGAAACAGAAGAUGAGAACGCUGAUGUUGGCCCACAUGAAGAUGCUGAGGAGCUUGAUGAAGCUGAUGAGGAACCAGUGCAAAAAUCAACUUACGAUGAGGAAACACAAAAACUCAUAGAUGAAGCUUCAGAGGCACGUCGCCAAUAUACAGAUGCAGAGCGUACUGUUAGAGAAAUUGAAGCUAAUAUGAGAAAUAUCCAAGACAAUUUGGAAAAAGAUUAUGGUCUGCAACAAGAAUAUGCCACUUUAGAUGGGCAGUGCUUAGAAUUUGAAGACAAGGAGUAUGUAUAUAAGCUGUGCCUGUUCCAGAAAGUUACCCAAAAAUCAAAAAAUGGAGGAGGAGAGGUUGGUUUAGGCAACUGGGGUGAAUGGGCAGGCACUGAUAAUAACAAAUAUUCUGCCAUGAAAUACACAAAUGGAGUGUCUUGCUGGAAUGGCCCACAGAGAACCACUACUGUAGCAAUACAGUGUGGAUUAGAAACAAAACUGUUAUCUGUUUCAGAACCAUAUCGCUGUGAAUAUAAAAUGGAGAUGAGCACUCCAGCUGCAUGUGAUGAACUAAGUUUGCCACAGCACUCAUCACAUGAUGAGCUGUGAGAUUUCGUACGUUAUACGUUUCUACACCUACAGUGUUGCGUAAAAUAUAAGUUAUGGUAAAUGAAGUAAAUCAGUCAUCAUUGUCCAUUGAAGUUUUUUAAGAAUGUUGUAGAAUGUCACAACAUGUAUUUUAAUUUGUAUUCAUAUUUGAUUUUCAGCACAUAAUCUGUUUCUCUAUGUCAUAUUGCAUAGAAUAAAAUGUAGCUGCUAAGUAGAAAAUAACUUUUAAGAUGUCGUAUUUUGAUGGUGUUAAUUUUCAUACAAUUUUUGUUAAAUCCAUUUUGAAAAAAAUGGAAGACUGAAGUAUAACAAAAUCGUAAUCAUGAUUAAGUUCCACACAUUCCUGAAACAGAAGGCUGUUUUAGUUC
Molecule: messenger RNA, 2008 nt
Organism: Hyposmocoma kahamanoa
Lineage: Eukaryota; Metazoa; Arthropoda; Insecta; Lepidoptera; Cosmopterigidae
Gene: GCS2beta
Product: glucosidase 2 subunit beta
Exons: 1
Coding region: 48-1640 (530 amino acids)
Biological process (GO): N-glycan processing
Cellular component (GO): glucosidase II complex
Molecular function (GO): protein binding; calcium ion binding
Source: RefSeq, a predicted model, not a curated record